Suillus subalutaceus is the source of this 851-nucleotide messenger RNA. RefSeq names its product phosphoribosyltransferase-like protein. The transcript is spliced from 4 exons. The coding region runs from base 193 to 744 and encodes 183 amino acids. Lineage: Eukaryota; Fungi; Basidiomycota; Agaricomycetes; Boletales; Suillaceae. Gene Ontology annotation, biological process: adenine salvage; AMP salvage. Gene Ontology annotation, cellular component: cytoplasm. Gene Ontology annotation, molecular function: adenine binding; adenine phosphoribosyltransferase activity; AMP binding. The record is from RefSeq and is a predicted model, not a curated record.
GACUAUAUCUCGCGCCGACAGGCGCCGCCUCGCGGUGUCAUGAAACAUGUUACGACGGAGUUCGCGCGGAACCAACUCGAAACGGUUUGCUUUUGAUAUCCGCCCAGGUGUCAAUAAAACGUCACUCUUUUCAUUCUGUCUCCCUGGUUAGCAACCACCCUUCCGCAACCUUAGACUAUUUUAUAGUACACCAUGGCCGACGUCGAAUACCUGCAAAGUAUCAUUCGACACCAUCCCGAUUUUCCAAAGAAGGGAAUCAGCUUCCUCGACAUUUUCCCCAUACUCCGUGACCCGAUCGCAUUUGAGACACUCAUAACCCACUUUGUUCAUCAUAUCACGUCGCAAACUAUACCAAAAUCACUGCGCAAAAAGGUUGAUAUCGUAGUUGGCCUAGAUGCUCGGGGAUUCCUCCUUGGGCCUAUCAUUGCGCUGCGACUGGGAGCAUCUUUCGUGCCCGUUCGCAAACGUGGCAAGCUCCCGGGCGAGUGUGUCUCGGCGAACUAUGAGAAGGAGUAUGGUGCUGACACCUUUGAAAUGCAAUCAGAUGCGAUCCUACCCGGGCAGUCCGUGAUUAUUGUAGAUGAUUUAAUUGCCACCGGGGGGUCGGCCAAGGCAGCUGGCGAGCUUGUCAAGCAGCUAGGCGGGGUGACAGUGGAGUAUCUCUUCAUCAUAGAGAUAAUGUUCCUUAAGGGAUACCAGUAUCUGGAUGCUCCUGCCUACUCCGUUAUUCAACACUUGGAAUGAGUUGCGGGGCACGUUCUCUUUAUUAAUAUUUUUAUGUCGGAGACAGAUACCCGUUUCUAUGAUUAGUGCUGUAGAUUAGAUCUUUAGACCUGGGUCAAUUGUAUAUA